CGGCGCGGGCCGCGGCGGCGUGGCGCGGGCACCGAGGAGUAGCGGCGGGCCGCAGCCUUUGCCUUCGCGGGCCGGGUCUCACCCGACGUUUCCGGGUUUCGUCAGAUGUGAAGCCGAUGGAGCGGCCGGGGGAAGGCGAGCAGCCGCCUCAGCAGCAGCCGUGGGGGAGGCUUCUCCGCCUGGGCGCCGAGGAGGGCGAGCCGCACGUCCUCCUGAGGAAACGGGAGUGGACCAUCGGGCGGAGAAGAGGUUGUGACCUUUCAUUCCCCGGCAAUAAACUGGUCUCUGGAGAUCACUGUAAAAUUAUAGUGGAUGAAAAAUCUGGUCAGGUGUCGCUGGAAGAUACCAGCACCAACGGAACAGUAAUUAACAAGCUGAAGGUUGUUAAGAAGCAGACUUGCCCUUUACAGACUGGGGACGUCAUCUACUUGGUGUACAGGAAGAAUGAGCCAGAACACAACGUGGCAUACCUCUACGAAUCUUUACACGAAAAGCAAGGCGUAACACGAGACUCCUUCGAAGCUAAUAAAGAAAACGUGUUCCACGUGACCAAAGAUACCUCAGGUGCAGGGCGAGGCGACGACCCCCAGGAUCCCCAGGUCCUGCCGUCGCCACCCGCCACUCAGGUGUGCUUUGAGGAACCGCAGCCAUCGACGUCCACGUCGGACCUCUUCCCCACGGCCUCUACCUCUUCCAUGGAGCGCACCUCUGCAGGGCCAGGGCCUGCCUCCAGCUCCGGCUCGAGAGGUGCAGACGUCUCCCCAAAAGGGUGUGGUCCAUCUGUGGCAAGUGAGGAAAUCGCCAGCUUCCCUUUGGCUCUCUCUGAAAGAGAGGGGGCAUCCUUUUCUCCGUCGGAACCCCAGGAUCAGGAGGAGUUGGAGCCCGUUAAGAAGAGAGUAAAAGCAGACGGGGAGCCCACCCUGAACCUGCCCAUGCUGGUCGCAGACCCGGGCGGAGACCCCCAGAGUGCCCUUGACGUCAGAGCCGCGACCGUGAAGCCAGACAAGAUGGAGGAGACGCUCACGUGCAUCAUCUGCCAGGACCUGCUGCACGACUGUGUGAGCCUGCAGCCCUGUAUGCACACCUUCUGCGCCGCCUGCUACUCGGGCUGGAUGGAGCGCUCUGCCCUGUGCCCCACCUGCCGCUGUCCCGUGGAGCGGAUCUGUAAAAACCACAUCCUCAACAACCUGGUGGAGGCGUAUCUGCUGCAGCACCCGGACAAGAGGCGCAGCGAGGAGGACCUGCGCAGCAUGGCCGCCAGGAACAGGAUCACGCAGGACAUGCUGCAGCCCAAGGUCAGGAGGGCCUUCUCCGACGAGGAGGGGAGCUCCGAGGACCUGCUGGAGCUGUCGGAUGUGGACAGCGAGUCCUCGGACGUCAGCCAGCCGUACAUCGUGUGCAGACAAUGCCCCGAGUACCGCAGGCAGGCGGGGCGGCCCCUUCCCUGCCCAGGGCCCGGCAGUGAGCCAGGGGCACCGCAGGCCCCUGGGGAUGCACCAUCGACGUCCGUCAGCAUCACGACAGCCCAGGACUACGUGUGCGCCCUGCAAGGAAGCCACGCCAUAUGCACCUGCUGCUUCCAGCCCAUGCCCGACCGGAGGGCGGAGCGCGAGCGGGACCCCCGCAUCGCCCCCCAGCAGUGUGCCAUCUGCCUGCAGCCCUUCUGCCACCUGUACUGGGGCUGCGCCCGGACCGGCUGCCUCGGCUGUCUGGCCCCGUUCUGCGAACUCAACCUGGGCGACCGGUGUCUGGACGGGGUGCUGAGCAACAACAACUACGAGUCGGACGUCCUGAAGGUAUUCCUUCAUACCCGUCACACAAGAAGCCACAGGAAUUGUGUCCCACAGUUCCAGCUCCUGCUCGGCCUGCGCACAGUGGCGCAGGGGGCGCGGCCGGCCCUCGGGUGGAACCAGGACUGCCCUCUCGCUCUCUUCCCGCGUUUCAGGGGGCAGCCGGCUUUUAGAACUUCAGUGCUUAACGGGCACGUCAGUCUCUUGCCGGGAGUCUUGCCUUCACCUGGAUCGUGCGCGGCGUCGGCCGCCAGGGUGAAUGGCAGGCACCUCCUCAGCAUCGCGGUACUCAGGCUAGAUGUCCAUGGGGCACUUUCUUGUAGGUUUGCACAGAAGGAGCCAAGCAGCUCCACGUGUCUCGAGGGCAGAGCACAGAUCCAGACCCCUGGCUUCCUUGUCACGUGGUCAUGGGCCCGUUUCUGCACUGUGGCCACUCCGGCCAAGAAUUAUCUGGCCACCAGGGGUUUGACGUGGAAAAACAUGUUGACUGAGAGCCUUGGGGCUCUACAGAGGGGAGCGUUCCUGCUGUCUGAUUACAGAAUCACCGGGAACACCGUGCUGUGCUACUGCUGUGGCCUGCGGAGCUUCCGCGAGCUGACCUACCAGUAUCGGCAGAACAUCCCUGCUUCUGAGCUGCCGGUGGCCGUAACGUCCCGUCCUGAUUGCUACUGGGGCCGCAACUGCCGCACUCAGGUGAAGGCCCACCACGCAAUGAAAUUCAAUCACAUCUGUGAACAGACGAGGUUCAAGAACUAAGCAGCCAGGGAGGCAGGCAGCACAAUGGCUUGGGAGUACUGCCGGUCAAUGACAUGUGUCUCAGAAAAUACUGAAUACAGACGCUUUAAGGGCAUUUCACAGUCCCCCUCAGGGGACGCCGGGGGUCUCUGCGUCGGGCACUCUGGUGUGACCUUUCUCUUGUGGAGCGAGACCCUCUCGGCGAGAACCCCUACCAGUGGCGCCCAGAGCCCUGGGCCAGAGCAAGAGCCGUCAGCCGUCCCCUCCUGUUGAAGAUGACCACGAGGUUUGCUCUCUGUACCUUUCCCACAGCCACGGUCAAAGCAGACAUUUCUCUUCAAGAAAAGUGCCCUGGGAGAAGGGGAGUUUGUCAGAAACGCUGUGCUGUUUGAGGGAAGGGAACAAAGUUUCCAGCCGGGGCACGCACAGCGGCUGACCUGUGCACUUUCAUAGGUUUGGUGCUCAUCUCCUAAUAAGACUUAAAUAUCGCAAACUGUAGCACAAAUGAUAUAACUUAUAAUUUACAAGUUGACUAAAAUGGGAGAUAGUAUGAUAUUUGAAAGAAUAAGCAUACGUUUCUGUUUAUAAAAGAAAAAUCAUCAGACGUCCAGGGACCCCGGCGCCGAGGGCGUGCUUGGGUCACUGCCACUCCGGGCUCCUCAGCACAACUGCAGCCCCGCCAACCUGUCUGGCCUUCUUCACUCCUCCCCUGUGGCCGGGGCCGGGGUGGCCCAGGGACCUGGGGUUCAGGUGGUCCCUGGUGGCGCCCCGGCCCGCCUGUAGCAGCUUCUUCCCACCGAGAGCUUCCGCAAGUCCUUGCCCUUUCCGCCUGCUAUGGGUUUGCCGUGUCAUCUGGAAUAAUACUUGAAAUUUUAUUGUUUAAAAAAAAAAGUUUUUUAUCGUUUGUUGAAAUCACCCGUUACGUUUGUUUGCAAAAUUGUACCUUUUUUGCUUCUUCUCAGGAAUACGAUUUUCAACUUUGUGUUGCUCUUGAUACAGACUCUGAGAAGCAGCGCUCCGUGGAAGAAGGCCUCCUUCCUGCGUUCUAAUAAACAAGCCGUGUCUGUUUCUCUCCCCGG
Messenger RNA from Balaenoptera ricei (Rice's whale), 3604 nucleotides. RefSeq names its product checkpoint with forkhead and ring finger domains (gene CHFR). NCBI's taxonomy places the organism in Eukaryota, Metazoa, Chordata, Mammalia, Artiodactyla, Balaenopteridae. The record is from RefSeq and is a predicted model, not a curated record. Gene Ontology annotation, biological process: mitotic cell cycle checkpoint signaling; protein ubiquitination; ubiquitin-dependent protein catabolic process. Bases 117 to 2546 code for a protein of 809 amino acids. Gene Ontology annotation, molecular function: ubiquitin-protein transferase activity; protein binding. Gene Ontology annotation, cellular component: nucleus. The transcript has 17 exons.